UAACAGUGAUGCCGCGUUUUGCUGAACAAGUGGAAGUCGCUAUUGAAGCCCUGAGUGCAAACGUCCCACAACCGUUUGAAGAGAAUGAGUUCAUUGAUGCCUCUCGCUUGGUUUAUGAUGGUGUUCGGGACAUCAGGAAAGCUGUACUGAUGAUAAGGACUCCUGAGGAGCUAGAGGAUGAUUCUGAUUUUGAACAGGAAGAUUAUGAUGUUCGGAGCCGGACAAGUGUUCAGACUGAAGAUGAUCAGCUUAUUGCUGGCCAAAGUGCAAGGGCAAUCAUGGCUCAGCUUCCCCAAGAGGAAAAGGCGAAAAUAGCUGAGCAGGUAGAGAUAUUCCACCAAGAAAAGAGCAAGCUGGAUGCUGAAGUGGCCAAAUGGGAUGACAGUGGCAAUGACAUCAUUGUCUUGGCCAAGCAGAUGUGCAUGAUCAUGAUGGAGAUGACAGAUUUCACCAGGGGUAAGGGGCCAUUGAAGAAUACAUCUGAUGUCAUAAAUGCUGCCAAGAAGAUUGCAGAAGCUGGUUCCAGAAUGGACAAACUGGCUCGUGCUGUGGCUGAUCAGUGUCCUGAUUCAGCCUGUAAGCAAGACCUACUAGCAUAUCUUCAACGUAUUGCCCUUUACUGUCACCAGCUUAAUAUCUGUAGCAAGGUCAAAGCAGAAGUCCAAAACUUAGGAGGAGAACUGAUUGUUUCCGGGCUGGACAGCGCUACAUCCCUCAUUCAAGCAGCUAAAAACCUGAUGAACGCCGUGGUUCUUACUGUGAAAGCUUCAUACGUGGCUUCAACCAAAUAUCAAAAAGUCUAUGGCACCGCUGCUGUCAACUCACCUGUGGUAUCUUGGAAGAUGAAGGCCCCAGAAAAGAAACCGUUAGUCAAGAGAGAAAAGCCGGAGGAGUAUCAGACAAGAGUGCGAAGAGGUUCUCAGAAGAAACACAUUUCUCCGGUACAGGCUCUAAGUGAAUUUAAAGCGAUGGAUUCCUUCUAAUUCACUGAGCUUCACCACAAGGGGUUUUAUAUUUCCUUCCAUGUUUUUGUAUGCAUACCUGCCGACUUGUAUGUGUCUGGCAUGGGGUGGUGGUGGGGAGAACCAGGAUAAUAAAGCAGUGUCAAUUUGCAUGCAACUGAGACUCUAUUAAGCCAUCGUACAGUUUUCCUUCCCAAAAGACACAUGGUGUUUCUUACGUUGACUAGAGGCCCAUCUCACUGACCUCUUUCCUAAAGUAGCAAAAAAAAAAAGGUUUUAUUUUAUUUUAUUUAUUUUUUUAAAAAGGCCUUUAAAAAAAAUGCAUUGUAAGAUCAGGAGAGGGAAGGAGAGAUCGUCAGCUGCAAAGGAUGGAAAGGGAAGUGUUAAUCCACACACGGAACAAUAGGUUGCCAGGAAUAUUUGCAGACAGGGAACCUGGAAAGUGCAAUGGGAAUCUCUAACAGCUUGCAUCGCUUUUGUUACAGUGCAUUUACGUAACUAGCCAAUGUGCUUGAAUGUGUGGCCUGAAUAAUGAGGCGAUUUAACUUUGAGUCAUCUUCAUUAUGGUAUGUGAAUUUUUAACUGAGAUGGUGAUUAAAAAACCAAAAUGAAUUCUUCCUUUAACUCACCUUUUUUUCUUUCGUUUCUAGUAGUGUUAUGACGAUGAUUCUCAUCUAACAUGAACUAUUGCCCUCUCUAUCCCUCUCUCUCUGUCUCUUUCCAACUUGUUUUAUUUUUCAAACUGAGUUUCUUCUGGUGGAGUAUGAAGCACAACAUGGUGGUUGACAUUGCCUUUUGUAUUAUUAUAAUUAUGAUAAUUAUUAAUAUUAUUAGAAAUAGAGCCGGUGGUGGAAUGUGUAGAAACAUGGGAACUGACAUAUGUCAGAAUUUAGAAACAAAUAUGUAGGUGUAGCUUUGGAUUACAGCAAGAUAUCCAAUAUACCAUCAUAACCGCUAACUCAAUAAACUUAU
Python bivittatus (Burmese python) is the source of this 1934-nucleotide messenger RNA. The record is from RefSeq and is a predicted model, not a curated record. NCBI's taxonomy places the organism in Eukaryota, Metazoa, Chordata, Lepidosauria, Squamata, Pythonidae.